CCGCAACCUCGCCCGCCGCCUUCGCCGCCGCCGCAGCCAUGACGACCUCCUCGCCCUCGCAGGUGCGCCAGAACUACCACCAGGACGCCGAGGCCGCCGUCAACCGCCAGAUCAACUUGGAGCUCUACGCCUCCUACGUCUACCUGUCCAUGUCUUACUACUUUGACCGAGAUGACGUAGCUUUGAAGAACUUUGCCAAGUACUUUCUGCACCAGUCUCACGAGGAGAGGGAACAUGCCGAGAAGCUGAUGAAGCUCCAGAACCAACGCGGUGGGCGGAUCUUCCUGCAGGAUAUCAAGAAACCAGACCGUGACGACUGGGAGAGCGGGCUGAAUGCAAUGGAGUGCGCCCUACACCUGGAGAAGAGCGUGAACCAGUCACUCCUGGAGCUGCACAAGCUGGCCACUGACAAGAAUGACCCACACCUGUGUGACUUCAUCGAGACUCACUACUUGGACGAGCAAGUGAAGUCCAUCAAGCAGCUGGGUGACCAUGUGACCAACCUGCGUAAGAUGGGAGCCCCCCAGUCCGGCAUGGCAGAGUACCUCUUUGACAAGCACACCCUGGGGGAUGGUGAGGAGAGCUAAGCCUGAGCCAACGUCCAUGGGGCAGCGCAUGCGUGUUGGGGUUAGCUGCACCUUUUCUACAAAUUGUACCAGAACAUCUACUUAAGUUCUUCAAUUGCUUCAAAUAAAGAAAUUUGGUACCC
Molecule: messenger RNA, 709 nt
Organism: Heterocephalus glaber (naked mole-rat)
Lineage: Eukaryota; Metazoa; Chordata; Mammalia; Rodentia; Bathyergidae
Gene: Fth1
Product: ferritin heavy chain 1
Biological process (GO): intracellular iron ion homeostasis; iron ion transport
Cellular component (GO): cytoplasm
Molecular function (GO): ferric iron binding; ferrous iron binding
Source: RefSeq, marked provisional